UAAAGUCAGUAUAAUAUUCAAAAUUUUUUAAAGUCUAGAUAUGAAAUUCAAAAUUUUUUAAAGUCAGUGUAUGUUUUCGCAUAGUCAAUAGUCCGAUGCAUGAAUCGAACAUAUCAGAAUUGUCUACGAAUGUAAAAGCCGUUUUUCCCACAAAACUCUGUAAGAUUCUUUAAACAAACUGUAGAACUACUGCUAUACUAUAACUCGCCACUUGGCUAAGAAAUCAAGACAAGAAUUUAUUAAGUAAAGGGCCCUGUUAACAAAGUGGAAACGAUAAAGCCCAUUAAUUAGUAGGCGGUUUAAUGUGGUAGGAAACUAAACCAACUUGUUCGGUUAUCCUAGUCAUAAAAUUUGAAAGUAGGAACUGUGUAAGUUUAGUUUGAUAUAACACAAAAUUUGGUCACAAAUUACUUGGACUAAUGUUUUCCUCGAAGACUGGGCACGUAUUUGCGAGGGAACUUUUCGUCGGAAAAGCGUAGCUUUUGGGUUUAUAUUUUAAUCGCCGAUUAGAGAUGUUUUCGUCUUCUCGGAGUCUCCGUGAGUCGAUGCAAAAUGAUUCGCGGCGGAAGAAACAACAUUACUUCCGCUCCGGCGUUCUCGAAAGACGCAAAGAAGCUUCUUUUAUGCACUGCCAACUCCGUCUCUGUUUAUAGCGUCGCCACUGGCUUAAAGAUAACUUCACUCGAGGGUCAUACAACACCUGUGACGACUGUGAUUGUUGAUCUGAAGUCCGACGAUACCUUCACUUACUGUUGGACUUCCUCCCUAGAUGGCAAAAUUCAUCUUUGGGAGUUCUCAGAGCCGAAGCUUUUGAAGGCUUUUGAUACCCACCUUCCUAUUUACUCUUUGGUGAUGAUUCCAUCUCACGUGUCAUGUUCCUUGAUUGCUUAUGUUUCGGUUGAGGACUACUCAACUGUGUCCAAAGAUUUGUUUGCCCAAAUCCGGAGAUUUAUUCUCAUUGAAGAGCCUCUUCCUUGUGGAGACAUUUUGAAAGAGAUGGAAGAACCAAAACCUAUUGUUCUAAGUCCCUCAGGAGAGUUAUUUGGUGUCUGUCAUAAUUGUAACAUACAUAUAUGGAAUGCGUCUUUUGGGGCACCGAAGCAUCUCAUGCCAAAGGAGACGACGUUACGUCACACACAGUUGAUUUCUGUUUUUGCUUUCCAUCCCAAUCAGAAAAUAUUAGCAGCCGGUGAUGUAACAGGAAGAGUGUUAAUUUGGAAGGAUAUUGGUAAUGGAGAACUUGCUUCAGUGAAAAGUGAAGAUGACCCUGAAUCUUCUUGCACUACUUUUAACUGGCACUCUGCUGAAGUAACCGUCCUUAAUUUCUCUUCAGAUGGAGCACUUUUGUAUUCUGGGGUAAAGGAAGGGGAUCUUGUUGUUUGGGAGCUAGAUACUGGGAAGAAGCAACUUUUGCCAAAGAUAGAAUCUCCCUUGUUGUAUUUCAUCUUCUCUUCAGAUCCAACUCUUUCUUCCGGUAUAGCUGCUCUUUGUACAGCUAAUCAUUGUGUUCAACUCUACAACCUUUUAAGUGACCAUGAAGUUUCAGAGAUGCAGGUUCAAGUUUGCGAGAGAAAUCAUCAGCCAGAUAAUGAUGGAGUGCGGGUUCGUAAAUUUUGUUUCUUCUAUUUAACAUGAAGGUAUAUCCGUCGACCUCUUAAGGAUUUUAAACAGAAGCCAUGAAGAUGUUCUUUUCGAUCCUUGUAGCGAUGAAAAGCUCGAGACUAGCGCCAUAGAUUAUGAGGUUUUUCUUGCAGCAAUAAGAAAGAAGAGAAGCUAUGAUGUUAGAGAGACCUUGGGAAACAAUUUUUUUGUGGAUCAACGCUCAGUUUCCCGCCAUAUCCCGAUGUGUGCACUGCUUGCUAUCUUUGGUUCCCAGAUGCUUAAAAAGCAAGCUUAUUUCGAUUUCGAGGCCCUCACAACGUCUUCCUUGCUCCAGUCUCAAAAAGUUCUUCCACGACGUCAAGUUUUAUGGAUUUAAAAGAGUUAAGGGGUCUCUGCACAUUGAAUUCGGAAAUGCCUAUUUUGUGAGAGGUAAACCCGAGCUCUUGCAGAAGAUGCAGCGGAAGUCUUUUGACAAGAAUCUCCGUAAAUAUCAAGCAGCUAUUACAGCAGAGAAUCAAGCAAUUCAGGAUGCAAAGGAAGCAGAGGCUCGCUUGCAACAUUUGCGUAUUUGAUCUUUUUUUUUCUUUUCUUCACAAGUUUGCUAUUGUUGUUCUUCUUGUUGCUUUCUUUCUAUGUAUCAACGCUUUCUUCUUUUAGUUGCUUUCUUUCUAUGUAUGAACACUUACUUUGGUGGCUUUUGUUUAAG
Camelina sativa (false flax) is the source of this 2308-nucleotide messenger RNA. The record is from RefSeq and is a predicted model, not a curated record. NCBI's taxonomy places the organism in Eukaryota, Viridiplantae, Streptophyta, Magnoliopsida, Brassicales, Brassicaceae.